This is a messenger RNA of Chelmon rostratus (copperband butterflyfish), 3952 nucleotides long. RefSeq names its product cyclin F (gene ccnf). NCBI's taxonomy places the organism in Eukaryota, Metazoa, Chordata, Actinopteri, Chaetodontiformes, Chaetodontidae. Gene Ontology annotation, molecular function: protein binding; cyclin-dependent protein serine/threonine kinase regulator activity. Gene Ontology annotation, biological process: regulation of cyclin-dependent protein serine/threonine kinase activity; mitotic cell cycle phase transition. Bases 204 to 2552 code for a protein of 782 amino acids. The transcript is spliced from 17 exons. The record is from RefSeq and is a predicted model, not a curated record. Gene Ontology annotation, cellular component: cyclin-dependent protein kinase holoenzyme complex; cytoplasm; nucleus.
CAACUUAUUACGCUACUAGUUAACUACUACAGCACAACAGAUGCUGUGAGCAUUAUUUUAGCACUGUAUAUCUUAUUUUCUGGUGAAAUAGUCUCGAUCUUUCUAUGCGUGUAACAUUAGCUAGUAUCACCGUAACGUUUAAAUCGCUGCUCACCGCUGUAGCCACAGGCAUCGCUGUUUGAGGAGAGAUCUCUGCAUUUGCAAUGAAAGCCGGCGUGGUCCACUGCCAUUGUUCAAAAUGCUACUCUGUUCCUGCACGGAAGCGGGUCCGUAAGCGAACCCCAGCCCUUACCUUGCUGUCUCUGCCUGAGGAGGUCCUCCUCUGUGUGCUCCAGUGCCUCUCCGCAGAGGACCUGCUAUCUGUCAGAGCAGUUCAUUCCCAGCUGCGGGACAUUGUUGAUAACCACUCUAGUGUAUGGGCCAGGGUCAGCUUCAGAGACACAUGGCCAUCCCCCAGCACCUUAUGGCUAUUUGAAAGAGCUGCCGAGAAAGGGAACUUUGAAGCUGCUGUGAAACUAGGGAUUGCUUAUUUGUACAAUGAAGGACCAUUGUUGAGUGAUGAGGGGCGAGCGGAUGUAUGUGGUCGCAAGGCCUCCCACUUUUUCAGCCAGGCAGAGAGCCUGCGCUCUCCGUUGGCCGAUCCCUUCAUCUGGGUGUUCAUCCGUCCACCAUGGUCGCCCUCCGGCAGCUGCUGCAAGGCUGUGGUGUUCGACCACCUCAAGGCUGAGUGUGAAAACAACAUGGAGAAGAGAGGGCCCUUGCUGCACUGUUUGGCCAGAGUUUUGCAGCUGUUUGAAGACCAUGAAAGACGCUCUGAUGCCAUAUCUAUGUUGGAGCAGUCAUCGCAGGCUGGCUGUCUACAGAGUUCCUACCUGUUGUGGGAGCACAACAGGAAAGCAGCUAUGGCAGAUCCAGGCAGGUACCUCCAGUGUGUUCGAACCCUGAGGGACUAUGCUGGCAAAGGAUGCUGGGAGGCACAGCUGUCUCUGGCCAAAGUGUGCAGCCGUGGGAAUCCACUGGGUUUGGAGUCAAAAGCUUGCUCUGAUUUAGUGGCUCAGCUGUUCAGUUCCUCCAACCCGGCCACACGACCCUGCACUCAGGGCAUCCUCAGACGAGGCAUCAAGGACACCAUGAGGUACAUCCUGGUGGACUGGCUUGUGGAGGUGACCACCAUGAAGGACUUCUCCAGCCUGACGCUGCAUGUGACGGUGGGUUGUGUGGACCGCUACCUGGCUCUGCGCUCUGUCCCCAAGGCCCGCCUGCAGUUAUUGGGCAUCGCUUGCAUGGUUGUUUGUACACGGUAUAUCAGUAAAGAAAUCCUGACCAUACGUGAAGCUGUCUGGCUCACAGACAACACCUACAAAUAUGAAGACCUGGUGCGAAUGAUGGGAGAGGUUGUAUCUGUGCUGGAGGGAAAGAUCAGGAGCCCCACACUGCUAGACUAUGGGGAGGUGCUGCUGUCUCUGCUUCCUCUGGAGAGGCGGACCACUCACUUAUUCAGCUACAUCUGUGAGCUGUUGCUGCUCUACUCUGCUCUCACCGCACCACCGCCUGCCAAACUGGCGUGCGCCGCACUACUGCUUACACGUGCACUACAUCACUAUGCUCCCCUCUGGCCCAGCCAGUUAGUUGAGUACACAGGCUUCUCCAAGCAAGACCUCGUCUCCCUUUCUGUGCUGCUCUACGUCAAGUGCUUCAGUCAAGAUGUUCCCAAAGAUUACAGGCACGUGUCUCUUACUGGCGUCAAGCAACGGUUUGAAGAUGAGGCCUACCAGCAAAUCAGCAAAGAAAAGGUGAUGGACUUUAAAGAGCUGUGUCAGAUCUUGGAGAUUCCUGAAGUGGAGCCUCAGAUGGAGCCUCCCAGUCCCACUGGUCAACCAGCAGACAUCCACACCUUCCUGGCUUCUCCAUCAAGCACCAACAAGAGGAGACGCGAUGACGCCAUGCAGGCCCACAGAGGGAGCUUCGUGGCCACGCCCACAGCAGAGCUGUCCAAUCAAGAGGAGACGCUGCUGGGCGACAUCCUGGACUGGAGCCUGGACACUUCCUGUUCCGGUUAUGAGGGGGACCAAGAAGAGGAGAGCGAAGGAGAAAAAGACUGUGAUUCUUCUAUGAUAUCCAUCAAACUGCACUCGCUGACUGAUGAAGACAAAGGACUGGAGUACUGCAGAGCCCUGUCCAGUGAUGAAGACAGCUUCUGUGAAGCCGAAAAGCAAGUGAGCAAGGAUUGGAAAGGUCGGGAACCUCUUUCCUUCUCUUCAGGGUACUCCUCCGUCCAGAGUGUUAGCCCCUCAUCCACGUGCUCCUCCUCCUCCUCCUCCCCCCUCGUGCCUUGCACAUUCAAGACCUUUACCACGUCCCUGGGCACAGCCUCCGCCAGUGCCCAGCCAGGCUUCCGACUUUUGGUGCCCAUGCAGAGGCCCCGGGGCACCUCCAGCAAACAAGUGAAGAGGAAGAACUCGGCGGCACAUAGCGGAGGUGAGGUGGAAAGAGAUGAGGAGGAAGGGGGUGGAUAUGAGCGUACUGCCAAUGCAGGGUUUCUGAGCUUAUAGACAGUGGUUGCUUGACUUGCUGUUCAGUGACCACCCGCUCAGUUAUUAUCCCCCAGCACUUUGUUCUUGAUGCUGUGCUUCACUCCUGUCAGUCUGCAGUGGUCCAUCAGUUGCCAAAAGAUCAAGAGACUUCAAGCUCCCAGACAGUAAAGGAAAAUAUAGAGUAUAAAUAUGAAUGACCUAGAAACUUGCCUUUCUAGCACAUUACAUUUCAGUUACAUGUUUACAGGCAUGACUCAGUUAAAUACCUCCCGUAAACAAAGACUCAGCUCUGAAACCACUGGAACAUGACUUGACUUUCCUCAGGACCCUGGUACAAUUUCUGUCGUUUUACAGCCUUCUACAACAACCUAUCUCAGAUCAUGUUUGAUAGUUGUAAAAAAAAACAAACUCAAGGACUUAUUUUGGAAGGGGAUAAAAAAUCUUUAUUAAGAUCAUAUUGUGGAAAAAGUUUAAAAACAGUUUUCAUGUAAUUGUGAUUGUUUUGGUUAUCGUAGUUUCUGAUAUGCACUGUCUGUACAAGAAUCUGUCUUGUAUUUGGAGAAUGUCAUUUAGUUCAUGGAAAUGUCUGCAUCUGAAGCCUAAAAAAAUAUGGGUGUAUGAAUUCCUCUUGUUCAUUUUUUUUUUUAUACUUGUGUGUUUGCCAAAGGUACUUUGGUGGUGUCAUUUGUGUUUUCAGGGGCAUCUACUUAAAGAGAAACAGAGCUGUGAAAUGAGUCUUUCAGUAGUCUGCAUCUUUCAGAGUUUUAUACAUGUACACUGUUCAUAAUAUUUUGAAAGACCUGUCGAACACUUAUCCCAUCAGGAACAGCAGAUAGACAUUAAGAUGUUAACUGUUGACUAACCAAGAAUCACCAGCUGGAUGACUAUUGUACAAACCUCAGCUCAUCAUCUAGAUGUUUGUGCUGCACAGUCAUUUAACUAUUCAGCUCAAAUGCAAUGAGGCACUUUUACCAUCACAGGAGCGCAAUUCAAUGAAAUGUAACAUUACAACGCUUGAACAAUCAAUGAUACAGUAUUUUGAAAUUGAUUUGCUUUGCCUUCUUAGUGCGAAAGGGAAGUUCAUACACUAAUAGAAAAUUACUUGAUGGGCUAUUUGAAAGUGUGUAUGCCUCAUUCAGCACACUGAGUGCACAAUAUCUAAUGAUUGUGACCGACUGUAAAACAUUUUUAAACUGUUACGCCAGACUGGUUAUUUCCUGUGUUUUAUAAAUGUACAUAGUACUAUUAUGUAUAAAUGGAGAAAGACAAAGAGCAUGCCACUACUUGAAAUUGUUUUUGCUUCAUUCCAAAAAGGCAGUUUUUGUGAAACCUGUUUUUCUCCAGUACAGUGUUUUCUCAAUAGACCUGUGAUGUGAAUAUGUAAUUUUGUAUUACUAAGUUCAAAUAAAACAAGCCAU